CAUAACAUAAAGCAUGCACAAUAGCAGCAUCUAGCGGAUCUCAGGAAGUGAAUAAGGGAACACCAGCCAGGUUUUGCUUGAAACGUGUACAGUAAGGGAAGAGAACUGGGGACAAUUAGCUAUGCUGCUGCUGUGCGGCGUUCCUCUUUCAUCUGGCGUCACUGAACGCAUCCAUCUGCCGCAACAGUUUGACACAGUGAACAGGGUGCACUCCUCACGGUUUGAUGACGUCUUCAUAUCAGCGGACCGCCGCGGGGCCUCUCCUCUUGAUCGGUGUAACCUUGGAGACGGUUGCUAUGUGACGCUUGUUGAUCCCCAGGAAGGGCUUGAGUUAGCUAGGGCAGAAAUGGAGGACAGCUUCCAACUCGAAGGUACCGGAGUUGUGAAAAACGUUGCAAAGACAGGGCGAAGGGCUCGCCUUGCUGCAGAUCAGUCUUCCUUUGAGGAGACCCGUCAUGUCAGGAAAUCUUCCUCUACUUCUACGGGAGAGGGCCCCCCCCCUAAACCGGCCCGAAGGCAGGGAGGCUGGGCAGAGGAAAGCUCUGGAUCUGGCUCUGCCAAAUCUUCAAGAAGACGUGCUGCUGAAGACCUGGAAGACCGUCGCCUGCAACCCCAAACUCCCCAGGGCUCGGAUGAUGAAGGAGAUAUUCCAGUGAUUCCAGACCUUGAUGAGGUCCAGGAGGAAGACCUUGCCAUGCAAGUCGCUGCUCCACCAAGCAUUCAGGUCAACCGGGUAAUGACCUACAGAGAUCUGGACAAUGACCUGAAGCACUACUCUGCCUUUCAGACCUUAGACGGGGAGAUUGACUUGAAGCUCCUCACCAAGGUUUUAGCAGCAGAGCAGGAGGUGAGAGAGGAGGAUGUGGGUUGGGACUGGGAUCAUCUGUUUACAGAGGUGUCCUCCGAGCUACUGACGGAAUGGGAUCAAGGAGAGAAUGAGGAGCAGGCCACGCUGCCUGUAACAUGAGGAGGUGUAGGCCAGGACCUCAGACAGCUUCUCUGGGAUCGGGAGGGCUUGUCCACGGCCCACACAGGGACCAUUGAUUUCGGUUGCAGUAGCUUCAUAUUAUUAUUCUGUAUCCAGAAUUUUAUAUUUUGUAAAAUAUAUUUAUUGCAUUUUUGUUGUUAUUGUUUUCUAAAUAAAUUUUACAAAUAGUUGCACUAUGUAUCAGCCUGUCUUGCCUUCAUCACUUCCCACAGUCCUCUCUGUCUCUAUUUCAGUCAUUGCAGUGGUUUCCCUUCAUUCAUUUUUACAUGGUUUUUGUUUAACCUAAACUGCCAAAAGGCAAACUGACUUCUGCUUGUAAAGGCCCCUCUGAAAUUAGCUGGCUCAGAUAAAAAUGCCCUCCCUGUACCGCUGGCAUUAUCAGCCCCCUCAUACAAGUCCAAGGUUGAUAAUCAGCUAAGCUGAAAUCCAGUUGAUUGUGUUCAAAUUAACAUUCCUCAU
Molecule: messenger RNA, 1447 nt
Organism: Lampris incognitus (smalleye Pacific opah)
Lineage: Eukaryota; Metazoa; Chordata; Actinopteri; Lampriformes; Lampridae
Gene: ift43
Product: intraflagellar transport protein 43 homolog A
Exons: 10
Coding region: 122-967 (281 amino acids)
Biological process (GO): intraciliary retrograde transport
Cellular component (GO): cilium; intraciliary transport particle A
Source: RefSeq, a predicted model, not a curated record